AUGAAAUGUCAUAGUCUCUCUACUACUUUAGCCAUGUCUAGUCACAACUAUGGGGUUACUCCACCUAUUUCAAUGGCAAAUCCGACGCCUAAGGAGAAUUCAUUGAAUGAUUCUUUGAUUAGGGAAUUGAAAAUUCGAGGAUCCUUUGAAAGUGAAAAUGCUACCAAGAAAAGAGUGCAAGUUCUUACAAUACUUCAAAAGUUGACUGAAGAUUUUGUAUAUCAAGUAUCACUUAAAAGGAACAUGAGUGAAGGAAUGGCCAGAGAUGCUGGAGGAAAAAUCUUCACAUUUGGCUCCUAUAGACUUGGUGUCUAUGGUCCAGGUUCUGAUAUUGAUACAUUGGUAGUUGUUCCCAAGCACGUAGCCAAGAGUGAUUUCUUUGAAAUAUUUGAAAAACUUUUAAAAGAAAGAAGUGAACUAGAAGAAAUGGUAUCAGUUCCAGAUGCCUUUGUUCCUAUUAUAAAGUUGGAAUUUAGUGGAAUUUCAAUAGAUUUAAUAUGUGCGAAAUUGGAUAUUCCCAGAAUCCCGAAGGAUCUUACAUUGGAUGACAAAAACUUACUUCGAAAUGUUGAUGAAAAGGACUUACGAGCAUUAAAUGGUACAAGGGUAACUGAUGAAAUUCUUACAUUAGUUCCCAAGCCUACUGUAUUCAAGCAUGCUUUGAGAUGUAUAAAAAUGUGGGCACCUCAGAGAGCAAUCUAUGGUAAUGUUUAUGGCUUUCCUGGUGGUGUUGCAUGGGCAAUGCUCGUUGCGAGAAUUUGUCAACUAUAUCCUAAUGCUGUAAGUGCAGUGAUAGUUGAAAAAUUCUUUCACAUAUACUCGCAGUGGAGUUGGCCACAACCUGUUCUUUUGAAACCUAUUGAAGAUGGACCUUUACAAGUGAGAGUUUGGAACCCUAAGCUAUACCCAUAUGAUCGUCAACACCGUAUGCCUGUGAUAACUCCUGCGUAUCCUUCUAUGUGUGCUACCCACAAUAUAACCAGUUCCACUCAAAAAGUAAUAAUAGCUGAGUUUGUAAGGGGAGUUGAAAUAAUGAGCCAAAUAAAUACAGGAAAAAAGACAUGGUCGGAUUUGUUUGCCAGGCACGAUUUCUUCCACAAGUACAAAUUUUAUCUUUGUAUUGUUGCUGCAACGGAAGGUACCAGUGAAGAUCAUUUGAAAUGGAGUGGUAUGGUGGAAAGUAAAUUAAGACUUCUUGUACAAAAGCUUGAAGUCACAGAUGGAAUUCAGUUGGCUCAUCCAUACGUGAAAGAUUUCAAUAAUACUUUCAAAUGCAAGGAUGGAGAAGAGGCAUUGGAGGUCAUAAAUAAGUAUGGAACGUUGAAGGGUGACGAUUUUACGAAAGAUAUUGCUCAGAUAGAGCCUAAUGCAAAAAUUGAAGAAGGAACUAUUGUACAUUUGACAAAACUUUAUAUUGGUUUGGAUAUUGACCUUGGAAAUGCUCAGGAGAAGAAACUCGAUAUUCAGUACCCUUGCUCUGAAUUUUUCAAUAUCUGUAAAACUCAGCCAUCCUAUGAUGAAAAGAUUCACAGUAUUCAAAUUAAGAAUGUUCGAUUAUAUGAUUUGCCUAAUGAUGUGUAUGUUGAUGGGGAAACACGUCCAGUCAAGCCCCAGAAAAAGCGAAAACUUGUGAAUAAAGACGAAAUUAGUAAGAGACCAAAAAGUAUAAAUGCUAUGGCAACCUAA
Messenger RNA from Dujonia railenensis, 1686 nucleotides. The record is from the annotation of a GenBank genome assembly. Lineage: Eukaryota; Fungi; Ascomycota; Pichiomycetes; Serinales; Debaryomycetaceae.